UCACAACAACAGGGGCCGCUUCCUUCCUGCGGCACACAUGUACACAGCGCUGUUUAGAUGAUGAAAGCCUCCAAGAAGAAGGAAUCCACCAAUGCUGGCUCCCUGGACGACAAUCCAGACGCCAGCAGAGAGGAGAAAAGUGAUCUUUGUCCAGGCUUUAAAGACGUAGACGCCUUCGUUAAAUAUGGUUUGGGGUCUGUGUUGUCAGCCACUAAAGCCUCAGCUGGCUUACCUCAAGCAGGAGAUGAAUAUGAUUUCUACCGAAGCUUUCCAGGCUUCCAGGAGUUCUGUGAAAGUCAAGGAGACAAGCUUCUGCACUGCAUGAGCCAGAUAAUGCAGCAUCAUGGCUGCAGAUCUCACAUAAGGGACCGGAACAAGCUCACCGGACUGGAGGAGAGGUUUGACUUGGUCGUGGACUCAAAUGAUGUUAUUCUUGAAAGAGCGGGGAUUCUCCUCGACGAAGCCGACGGGGUAAACAGGAGCCAGAAUCCCGUUAUGCCUGCCGGGUUUCAGCCUCCAAAAAUUGUUGUGUCCAGCUGGAAUCGCAAGGGUUUCAGCUCUGGCAGCCGAUCGGAGACGUUCCGACUCCUUCACGCCAAGAACGUUGCAAGGCCCCAACUGAAAUUCAAGGAGAAAGUUGACAACAGCAAUACACCGUUCGUUCCCAAGAUUUUCAUCAAGCCGAAUGCACUGAAGCCACUUCCGUCAUAUUUCUCAAACAAGCAAAUACGCAAAGAGAGGCCAGAGGACCUCGACGUCCCGGCUGCCUUGGCUGACUUUCUCCACCAGCAGAGAACUCAGGAACAUGUCGAAGACAUGUUUGCGCAUCCAUACCAGUCUGAACUGGACCAUCUCACCUUACCAGAAAGUUUACUGUCCAAGCCGGAGCCUCAGAUGUACAAGCCGAUGGCCGAGACAAAGCUUUCCUUUGUUGACUCACUGGAGGACCUGGUCGCGCUGAAUGAGAAGCUGUGCCAAUUAUCUGAAUUUGCAGUAGAUCUCGAGCACCAUUCCUACCGGAGCUUCCUCGGCAUCACCUGCCUGAUGCAGAUUUCCACCAGAGAAGAGGACUUCAUCAUCGACACUCUGGAGCUCCGCAGCGAAAUGCACAUUCUGAACGAGGCGUUCACUGACCCGACUAUCGUAAAAGUUUUUCACGGUGCUGAUUCUGACAUUGAGUGGCUCCAGAGGGACUUUGGCUUGUAUGUUGUCAACCUUUUUGACACCCAUCAGGCGAGUCGAGCCCUGAACCUGGCCAGACAUUCUCUGGACCAUUUGCUGAAAAACUUCUGCAACGUGAACUCGGACAAACGCUACCAGCUGGCUGACUGGAGGAUUCGCCCCUUGCCAGAAGAGAUGAUCGAAUAUGCUCGAGCGGACACGCACUAUCUCCUCUACAUCUACGACUGCGUGCGGGCGCAGCUGUUGGAGUCGAACCACGGCCAGCCGGGCCUGUUGCAGUGCGUCUGGAACAAAAGCAAAGACGUUUCGCUGAAGAAAUACGUGAAGCCGAUCUUCACCGAGGAGUCGUAUUUAGAGCUGCAGAGGAAGCAGAAAAGGUCUUUUAACACCCAGCAGCUCACCACAUUCAGGCUGCUGUACGCCUGGAGAGACAAGCUGGCCAGGCAGGAAGAUGAAAGCACCGGAUACGUCCUUCCCACUCAUAUGAUGAUCAAAAUAUCCGAAGAGCUGCCCAAAGAGCCGCAGGGCAUCAUCGCCUGCUGUAACCCCGUCCCGCCGCUGGUGAGGCAGCAGGUCAACGAGCUCCACCUGUUGGUGCAGCAAGGCAGGGAAAUGCCGCUCCUGAAGGCUGAGAUGGCAGCUCAGAAGAAGAAAGGACUCACAACCAUCAAAAAGGCAGGAGUCCCGCUGUUUGGUCCACAUGAUACGUCCAGGGGCUCUGAGAGCAGCUACCCUCAGCUCAUUGCAGAUGAAGUCCCAGUGAAACAAGGAAUGCUGUUCUCAGAGGAGGAUAACAAAAUGGAUGUUGAUGAGCAGAAAAUAAGCUCCUUGUUGGCUCCAGCCAAAAUCUCCUUGUUUCAGGAGCUGGAAACUCCUGCUGGCCAAACAUCCCUCUCCGUAGCUCAGAUGAAAGCCAGGAGUAUCAUCGAGUCUUUUGAAAAUCCUUUCAGAAUGUAUCUGCCCUCCACCGGCGCGCACGUCAACAAAAACGCCAAGUUUGACCCGUCUUCAAAAAUAUUCGAGAUCAGCAAGAGAUGGAAACUGCAGAGUGCUGAGCAGCAGCAGAAAGAGGUGGAGGUCAAGAAGAAAUCAAAGGAAGAAGCAAAACAAAAAGCAAAGAAACUGUCAGAGGAAAGAAGCAAGGCUAAACAGAGCUACCAGGAGUCUCUGCGGAACAUCGUCCCUGUUCGCCAACAAGCAGCAGAUUCAAAAGAUGGUGGAAGGAAAAAAGCGAGGGGUGGCAGCGAGGUUGGAGAGAUGACUCCCAAACCGAGUAAGAAGCUGAUGAAAUCAGCGGAGAAAUCCCCAAAGACCAACCCUCCUUCUGAAGAAACCUUCAAGCCCUUUGAUUAUGCUCAGUCAGAUCUUAAAGUUUUUGAUGGCUCCAAAGCUAAGGACAACACGCAGUUUGAUCCAAAUCGACAAGCCCAGGAUUUUAGGAAAAAGAGAUUUCCUCAAGGACAAAAGAAGAACUCUUCAGGAAACAAAAGCAUGUCGUACAUGAAGGGCAAAUCAGAAAGAGGUUUGCGGCAUGCCUGGCCCAAGAGAUAGACUCUACAUCUUUCCUCAUCUUUUUAAAUCACCUGGAUUACAUGCAUCUUCCCUUCUUUCUUUUUUUUUUCCUUACCACAAGGGAAACCCAGUUGUUCAGAACUGAUCCAUUUUUGAAAGUGUUUUUUUUUUCCACCUCUGAUACUGCCCUGUAAAUAUGUGGAAGGACACAAGUCUUUAUUAAAGUUGGUUUUAACAGAAAACAGUCUGUGUUUUG
This is a messenger RNA of Poeciliopsis prolifica (blackstripe livebearer), 2950 nucleotides long. RefSeq names its product exosome component 10 (gene exosc10). The record is from RefSeq and is a predicted model, not a curated record. Gene Ontology annotation, molecular function: nucleotide binding; 3'-5'-RNA exonuclease activity; nucleic acid binding. NCBI's taxonomy places the organism in Eukaryota, Metazoa, Chordata, Actinopteri, Cyprinodontiformes, Poeciliidae. The transcript has 25 exons. The coding region runs from base 58 to 2733 and encodes 891 amino acids. Gene Ontology annotation, cellular component: nuclear exosome (RNase complex); nucleolus. Gene Ontology annotation, biological process: nuclear polyadenylation-dependent snoRNA catabolic process; nuclear polyadenylation-dependent snRNA catabolic process; histone mRNA catabolic process.